UCAGCCGCAGAGGCGAUUCCGCUGGUUCGUGUGUACGCGGCGAGCGAUUCCCGGCGCUGCUCGUCCGGCUCCUCGCGCUCGCGACCCCGACCUCGACGCCUGCUGCGGCCCGGCCGCCGCCUGAACAUGGAUCCCGCCGGCCAAGAUAUCAACCUGAACUCUCCUCACAAAGGUCUGCUGUCCGACUCCAUGAUGGACGUCCCUGUUGACACAGGUGUGGCUGCCCGGACUCCUGCUGCCGAGGGCCUGACAGAGGCUGAAGAAGAGGAGCUCAGGGCUGAGCUCGCCAAGGUGGAAGAGGAAAUCGUCACUUUGCGUCAGGUCCUGGCAGCCAAGGAGAGGCACUGUGGGGAGCUGAAGAGGAAGCUAGGCCUCUCCGCCCUGGACGGGCUGCGGCAGAACCUAUCCAAGAGCUGGCACGACGUGCAGGGAUCCAGCGCCUACAUGAAAACUUCUGAGAAACUUGGAGAGUGGAAUGAGAAAGUGACCCAGUCCGACCUCUACAAGAAGACUCAAGAAACACUCUCACAGGCAGGACAGAAGACUUCGGCUGCCCUGUCUACUGUGGGCUCCGCAAUCAGCAGAAAGCUUGGCGACAUGAGUCUAAAGUCGUCGGUGGCAGAGAGAACGGCAGUGACAACCUUCCUUCUCCGACAGGAAGCGAUGACAAGCCCCUGCCGGACCACGCCCCUUUCUAAGCCCCAGCAGCUUUGCCUAGCCACAGAACGCGUGCAAGCACCCCUGAACCCAUCACAAUUGCAACUCUGCGCAACAGGAACACCUGCCAGCCCCCAGUGGGAGAGGAGCAGGCCUGUGUGAGGACACGCUGCCGGGCCUCGUGGGUCAGCACGCAGCCUGGGAUAUAGGCAUGUUACACUAAAGUUUGCAGAUGGGGUAGAUCACUGUGCCAUCCUUCCUGGGGGUGCAGGAAAUGGACAGGCAGUGGAUCCUCAGGGGUCGUGAACCAGCACCCACGCUCACUCUUGGAAUCUCAUGAGCACAUCAGGAUGGUAAAGGAGUGGGAAGAGCUGUGAGUGUAGACAGUGGCCUUUUCUGAUCCCUCCUCCUCCUUCCCCAAGCCCAGGAGGAGUGCCGUCACCCAGAGAGCUUUGCCUGAGCUGUAGUUUUCAUUUCAAAAUGCCGAACAAGAAGACUGUCCAUUUUCUCUGAGAUCCCCAGGAAGGAAACUAAUAUUAGCGGCCUAAUUGUUACAUUAAUGAUGUAGCUUUAACAAAAGUAAAUUUCUUUAUUUUUUAAACGCAGUGGACUUUUCAAAAAGUAAAACUAAGCAAAGCAGCUUUAGCCUCAUAGUUAGAGAUUAUUAUUUCUUUGGAUUCAGCUAAAAUACAUGCCUUGCUUUGCCUUUUGCUUUAUUGUUUAUAAUCUUUUUAUAUAUGAAAAUGGGCUCCUGCGGUGUGAGCACCAGGUAGGGUUGGGCCCAGCCACAAGGCAGCACUCCACGCCGAUGCACGUUUUUCACUCAUCUUGCCAAACUUGCCCCUGUCUCUUCCCACGAGGGUGGCAGCUCCCAAGCCUGGGAGGGGGUGCGAGAACCAGAAGCCUCUGCCCUCAGCACCCCCACAGUGCUGCUGCACUGCCUUGGAGUGGCCUGACCCCUGAGGGUAGUCGCUGGCUGGCGAUGCCUGCGCCUGUUUACUGCACACACGGGGUGGGUGGGAAGCGGAACCGACCCUCCUGGGACAGGUCGGGGAUGGGCUGUGGAGACCAUCUGGAACCUCUGCUCUCACCUUUCCUCAGGAGCUGUGCUCUGGCAGCGUGCCUGCCAGGGGCCCUGCUGUCAUGCUGGCAGUGUGAUCUGGAGGGGCAGUUCUGUGCCUUACUGGCUGUGGGCAGGGGAUGUGGUGUUGGGCCGGCUCGAGGGUUGGCAUGAUCUCUGCUCCAGAAAAGCAGGUCUGGCACCACGGGUCUCUCUCACCACCCUCCAGAAACCUCACCCAGGUGUGGUGUGGGGCAGGCACGUGGGAAGGAUGCCAUCUGGCCCUCUUCCAGGUCAUUGCUGUGGCCUAGGAUCAGCCCAGUGUGGGGAGAAGGCAGGCUGCAGGGCAACCACUGGCGGACCCUUUGAAAUUUAAAAUGAACCAUGGGUAAUCUGUCAAUAAAGCAUUCCUUUGGGGAAAA
Trichechus manatus latirostris (Florida manatee) is the source of this 2139-nucleotide messenger RNA. It is a transcript of the gene TPD52L2, whose product is annotated as TPD52 like 2. The transcript has 6 exons. Gene Ontology annotation, biological process: carbohydrate metabolic process. The coding region runs from base 127 to 819 and encodes 230 amino acids. Lineage: Eukaryota; Metazoa; Chordata; Mammalia; Sirenia; Trichechidae. The record is from RefSeq and is a predicted model, not a curated record. Gene Ontology annotation, cellular component: cytoplasm.